AUGAACUCUUUCAAUGUCGCCACCCAAGCAAAACCUGACGAAAGUAUUCAAUAUUCACCUGUUAUUGAUAGUGAAAAGUUCUCGCAAAUGUCUUUAGUUGAACCAACCCAACAGGUUGUUGAUAACUCUCAACUCGUCGCGGUAAAAAACGAAGAAAAUAUUCACAGUGUUUCUACUUCGGACGACCAAAAAGAACACGGUUCUGCUUCUUUGGUUUCUAAGACGACUUAUACUUGUCACGUUUGUAGCAAAAAGUAUAAACACAGAAACUGUUUGGUUAAACACUUGUGGGAACACCACGAAAGUUGGGAACUGUGUCUCAAAUUUAACUUGACAAAACAUCAGCAGGUUCAGAUGAUGGAGGUAUGUUUUUAUCUUAUCAAUACUAUCCUUACUUCGGCUGCGCAAAUCCUCGUUGAUCUUGCUUGUAUAAAACAACAUUAA
This is a messenger RNA of Diversispora eburnea, 444 nucleotides long. Lineage: Eukaryota; Fungi; Glomeromycota; Glomeromycetes; Diversisporales; Diversisporaceae. The record is from the annotation of a GenBank genome assembly.